Lymnaea stagnalis (great pond snail) is the source of this 2555-nucleotide messenger RNA. The record is from the annotation of a GenBank genome assembly. Lineage: Eukaryota; Metazoa; Mollusca; Gastropoda; Lymnaeidae.
AUCUGCACAAAGGGAUCCGAACUCCAAGACCUACAUUCAUAAUGCGAUGCGAUCAGACGAAUUGUGAAUUUGUGAAAUGGUGGUGAUAGUUAUUUUGUAACGGGAAGGGAAUAUUUUGCAAAAUGCAAACUAUAUAACGUUUAAUUUAGGUAAGCCAUUGCUACGUUUUAAAAUGCGUGACACUGUUUACAUUCAAACCGGCCAGCUAGGCCACUGGACUAAAAAUAACUAAUGGCGAGUCGAGCGUCCAAAAGGCAGAGCUGUCAUGAUGGCGGCGGUCUGGGUUCGCACCCCAAAUCUUAAACUGACCUUAUACUCAGACCACUGGUCUGCAUCGAUGCACAUUAUACAGUGCCAUUAAAUAAAAUAGAUAAGAUGUUAGGUCCUAAAUUGGCAUAUUUGCAUUCUUUUCAUAUCCAUUUUUAAUAAAUGAUUGAUUUUUACACACUAAGAUGCGAAGAAAAUAUAUUAAAUAAUCGGUAAAUUUGAAAUGAUGGUCUGAAAUGACCCAGUCAGAACAGUACAUAGAUAAAAAGUCAGAUUUGGGUAUGAACAUCUGUUGAAUAAUAGUAAUACAAAAAUCUCCCUCCCGGUCUAACAAGAGCUAAAUUUUUCUCAGAUUUGGUUUGCAUAAGAUUACCAAGUAUUAGUAUUAGUUAAUAUUAUGUUAAAUUCUUGAAAAAAAAUUAAUUAAAAUGAUUUAAAAUCGUAUUUGUUCAUAAACUUUAUGAUUAUGAUAAAAAAUAAGUAGAAAACCUACGCCUACAUUUUCAUUCAAUUCAUUGUCCGUUGUCUAGUAUGUGUUCCCAUUUAAUGAGUUAAUAGUAUCUGUAAACUAAUGCCUAGGCCUAGUCAGAAAUGUUAUUGAUCAGGCCUGUUUGACUUGGGUGACUGAAGAAGAAAAAAACCAAUUAAAGUAUAAUUAGUAUAUUAUUAUUUAAUACUAUUUUUUAAAUUACUUUCCCAUCCCCUGGGCUAGGUAGUCUACCAUUACCAUUUUCAUUCAUAUUUCAAAUAGUUACUUACCAUGCCAUAAUAAUCCUACAGCCUAUAGUUAUAGAUAGUUAAAAAAUUUAAUUUAUUUUAGUUUUAGUCUUAAUAAAAAAGUUACUCACACUCACUGUCAGUGUAAUUUGUUCACUACUUGAAUAAGUUAGUUAAAAAAAAAAAUAAAAGAUAGGCCUGUUAUUGUUAUAGUAUAAAAGUAUAGCCUAUAUCAUAUAUGAAUAUGUAAAAAAAUAUAUAGUCUAUAUAUUAAUAUAUAUAUAAAUAUUUUUACAUCAAUGCCCCCCCCCCUUCCCCCCCCUUCCCCCUAAAAUAAAUAAGAUUUUUAAAAGUAUAACAACCAACCAACAAUUAAAAAACAAACCCUAAAAAAUUAUUAUUAAAAAAAAAAAAAAAUUCAAUAAUUUGCUUUAUUUUAUUAAAAUUAUAUGGUUAUAUUUUUAUAUUAACUUAUAUUUUAAUUCUGAGGGGAUGGGGAACACUUGAAACCUUAACUUUUCUAUAUCAUACCAUAUAUGUCUGUAGGCUAGACUUAAGAAUAUUUCUUUAUAAAAGUGCAGAUGUCAAAAUAAUUGAAGUUAUUAGUAAUAGUAUUAAUAGAAACAGUCACUACAUUAAAAAUAGUUAUAGCUUACGUGUGUCAGAAUAAGUCUUGUUAAAAAUUAAAUACUUGUAUGUAAAAUUAAGCAUAAAUUUAUAAUAAUAUUUUUAAAAAAUUGUAUUUCUCUUCUACUCACUUAAUUGGCUAGUGUACUUAAUGCCAAUUACCCAGUCUUAAGAACUGAACUUGUUUACUAAGCAAGGGGUGCCUUUAUGAAGUUAUCUCAGGGGAAUAAAAAAAAAGACAUCUUUAGAAAUUAACUUUCAGUUUAACAAGAAAUUUAAAUGUAUUGCUUAAGAUGAUAUUGGCAUAGUCUUUCUUUGUGAAUUAUAUUUUCAAAAAAUUCAUUUACAUUCUUUUAUAACUUGAAAAAUCAAUGGCAGGUUUACAUGACUGGAAACAAAUGAAAGCUGUGCAAUCAUGCAGAAUCGAGAUUUUGUUAAUCAAGAUGAGAUCAGCUCGAUUGCCAGUUUAUUAAGGACAUUUUUACCGGAUGAUGAAGACCUUCCAUUCACUGGCAGUACAGAGCAAUUAUUACAGCAAGUUGGAGGAAGUCUCAACUAUUUCAACAGAAAUGAUCCAGAUUUACAAGAACCAAAUAAUGGUCUAUGUUUACAUCCCAUUGCUAAAAAAACUCUACAAAUUAAGGUUAAAAAAAAAUUUGAAAAUAAGAAAAGCAAACAUAAAAUAAGUAAAAAGAAAAAGUUCAAAUCUAAAACCAAUCUCAACAUUUCUGGCACUGAGAAUGAGUCAACCACAAUUCACAAUGCAGAUGAAGGAGACAGUAAGGCUUCCAUUGAUCUUUCAGACAAAAUUAAAUCUAAAUCAAAGCAACACACGGAGGGUGAACACCUUCUUCACUUUCCUCCUGGGUGUAUCAGGAAAAUGGCUUGUUUUCUUUGUGAUGAAACAUUCACCACAAUGGCUGUGUACUCUUCCCAUAUGAUCA